AUGUCAGACUUGAGUUGGCUCAAGAGUCAGCCUCUUUCGCUAUUGAAAACGGCUGAAGCUAUCGUAAAGAUUCCAAGUUUACAAUUAAAGGCUCCCUGUGCUUUGUUCCAGAGGUCCCGUUCUCCGAGCGGAUCAGCGCAGAAGCAGCUAGAUGAAGCCGAUCUGUUUAUGGACCUUAUCAAAGAUGUAGCUAAUGAGUUGGAUAUCGAUGUACUUUGCCAUAAGAUCCUAGUCAAUGUAUGCCUGCUAACAUCAGCAGACAGAGGCAGCUUGUUUUUGGCAAAAGGAACACCACCAAACAGAUAUUUGCAGGCAAAACUAUUCGAUGUCACCAGAGAUACCGAACUGAAUGACGCUUUAAGACAUGCGCGUACGCAAGAAAUUAAGAUCCCUUUCGGUGUUGGUGUAGCAGGGCUCGCGGCGCAGACCAAACAUCCUAUCAAUAUCAAGAAUGCUUAUGCUGACCCCAGAUUUAACAGUGAGAUCGACGCUCGAACAGGAUACAAGACGGAUUUGAUUCUGUGCAUGCCGAUCUGUAACUACGAAGGUGACGUGGUCGGUGUUGCGCAAAUUAUCAACAAAACAGAUGGAUGCAAAGAAUUCUCUCCGAGAGAUGUAGAGGUAUUCCGACGGUAUCUCACAUUUUGUGGUAUUGGAAUCCAAAAUGCUCAGUUGUUUGAGUCAUCGGUACUGGAGUACAAACGAAACCAAAUCCUGCUGGCCCUCGCCAGGAGUAUAUUUGAAGAACAAAGCAAUUUAGAAUGCCUCGUUACAAAGAUUAUGACGGAAGCUCGGGAGUUGUUGAAGUGUGAACGGUGUGCAGUCUUUAUUUCGGACACAGAUCACUGUGAAUCGAGUCAUCUAGAACGAAUAGUCCAACGUCCAGGCGGUCAGAAGUCUUCACUGCCAGCAUUGCCACCACCAGCUCUCACCAGAUUCCACACUCUGUUCGAAUUGGGUGCCCAUCAGUCUAGAACUACCCUCACUCCGCGACACGACAACACGUCUACUCUCGCUUCCAUUGCGUUAGCAGUGGCGCAGUCAAACAAAGCUCUCAACAUAUCUGACGUCGAUGAGUGGAGACGAGAGAAUGCUAUGAUAGUUCAUGACGUCACAAACGACGACGCGGCUAAUGUCAGGACGAUGCUGUGCAUGCCUAUUGUAAACGGUGCCAAAGAUGUUAUUGGAGUUGCACAACUUAUCAAUAAGGAAAAUGGCUGCCAAUUUACCGACGGCGACAUCUCUAUAUUUGAAGCAUUCGCCAUUUUCUGCGGGCUCGGUAUCCACAAUACCCAGAUGUAUGAGAAUGCGUGUAAGCUGAUGGCAAAACAGAAGGUGGCGCUAGAAUGUCUUUCCUAUCACGCGACUGCUUCAGCUGAGGAUACGAACAAAUUAUACCAGGAUAUAAUCCCCUCCGCCGAGAUCUACAACCUGUACAGCUUUCAGUUUCAUGACUUCGAACUGGCAGACGAAGACACGUGCAGGGCAACUUUGCGUAUGUUCCUACAAUGCAACCUCGUGGAGAAGUUUCACAUACCGUACGAUGUCCUGUGUCGCUGGACUCUUAGCGUUAAAAAAAACUACCGCCCUGUCAAAUAUCACAACUGGAGACACGCUCUGAAUGUAGCCCAGACAAUGUUUGCCAUGCUCAAAACUGGCAAAAUGGAACGUUUUAUGUCUGACCUGGAGAUUCUUGGACUCCUCGUAGCCUGUCUGUGCCACGACCUGGACCACAGAGGGACGAAUAAUGCCUUCCAAACCAAAACUGAGAGUCCUCUCGCCGUUUUGUAUUCAACUUCGACGAUGGAGCACCAUCAUUUUGACCAGUGUGUUAUGAUAUUGAACAGUGAAAGCAACAAUAUCUUUCAGGCUCUAUCUCCUUGCGACUACAAACAAGUAAUGAGAGUGGUGGAGACAGCGAUCUUAUCAACAGACCUGGCGAUGUACUUCAAGAAGAGAGCCAAAUUCCAUGAGCUGGUGGAGAACGGGGAGUUCGACUGGCAAAGUCCGGAAAAGAAAGAAUUACUCUGCGGCAUGAUGAUGACAGCUUGCGACGUGUCAGCGAUCGCCAAGCCCUGGGAGGUUCAGCAUAAGGUGGCCAAGCUGGUCGCGGACGAGUUCUUUGACCAGGGCGACUUGGAAAAACUUCAGCUAAAUCAACAACCUAUCGCCAUGAUGGACAGAGAAAAGAAAGAUGAACUUCCCCAAAUGCAAGUAGGCUUCAUCGACAUGAUCUGUUUGCCUCUCUAUAAAGUUCUCUCCGACACGUUCCCCUGGAUCCUGCCCCUGUACUCUGGCACCAUGGAUAACAGACAGAGGUGGCAAGAUCUCGCGGAAAAGGUGGAGAUGGGCCUCACGUGGAUCGACCAUGAUACUAUUGACAAGCCUAUUGAAGAGUUUACCGCAUCAAAUGAGCCAAUAAAAGAUGUGGAGCUCACAGUCCAAACCCUAAACUGCUCGAAGCCAAUUCCCGAAACCAGUACCAGCAUGGCAGUUGUCAAGCCGAUCAAACACUCUUUCCACUCUUUAAGAAGAGGAAAGAGUUCCAAUAUCACCUCCAGGUCAAACAGAAAUAAGCUCACAAGAUCAAUGUACGCAGCGCCCUCCCGGGAUGGGGCUCCCGAGACCGAGCGAGCUCUGAGGAAGAGCACGCUGGUGACAGACAGCCAACGAACCUCGCUGCUCGAAGAGCUGCCCGCGAAAACGAAACAUAAGGGCCGGCUUUGCCAUAUGUUGUGA
Arctia plantaginis is the source of this 2739-nucleotide messenger RNA. The record is from the annotation of a GenBank genome assembly. Lineage: Eukaryota; Metazoa; Arthropoda; Insecta; Lepidoptera; Erebidae.